Messenger RNA from Lates calcarifer (barramundi perch), 3393 nucleotides. RefSeq names its product coiled-coil domain containing 57 (gene ccdc57). The coding region runs from base 205 to 2853 and encodes 882 amino acids. The record is from RefSeq and is a predicted model, not a curated record. NCBI's taxonomy places the organism in Eukaryota, Metazoa, Chordata, Actinopteri, Centropomidae. The transcript is spliced from 19 exons.
CAGACGUACGGUUACCAUGGAAUACAGUUUCAUCACAGAGGAAUGAGUAGAGUUCUAAUUUUUGCUCAUGUAUUAUUAUUAGUGACUUGUUUUGACAUGUAGUGAUUUUUUAAACAUGUCUUGUUGGAGCGGAAGAGUUUGCAGAUACCCGCAGAGUGUUACAUAAGCUGAAGCUAGUGUGUGACGGUAUAUACAAGUUCCACCAUGCAGUCAGAUGGGGACAGCGGAAUGGACCUGGAAGCAUGGCUGGCCAGUAAAGAAAGAGAGUGGAAGCUCCAGGCUGUAAGGAUUCAUCAGCUGGAGAGUUCCCUCAGAAAGGCCCAGGAGGAGUGCUCCUCCCUCAGAGAACACUACCAACGACUGUGGGAAGCCUUCCAGUUCAACCUGGCCAUCCUGGAUGAACGAGACAGAGAGCUGGAGAGAUAUGAUGUCAUAACUGCCAGAGCUCUGACUGUGGAGCACAACAGGCAGGAGGAGCUGAGCCAGCUCCAUAUGCAGAUUGCCAAAGUUGAGGACCAGAGAUCCAGAGAGGCUGAGGAGAGGCAGGAGGAGCUCAGGAAAAGUCAGCACAGUGCUGCUCAGCACAAGUUGCAGCUGGACAAGCUCACGUGCUCCUUGGCUGAUGAAAUUCAAAAGCAAACAGAGGAGUAUGAGAGGAUGACAUGGGAUUUGCAGCGCAGAAUACAAGAUCUAGAGGGAGAACUGACCCUACAGAGACAGGAAAUGACAGCAGCUUUUGAUAGUGAGCUCAGGCAGCGGGAACAUGAGUUCAACUUGAAAAUGGAUGAGAUGCACACUGUGGUGCUGUCUCAUGAUCUUAAGGUGCAGGUGCUGUCUAAAGAGACAGAGGUUCAUUGUCAGGCUCAGCUGCAGGCUACAGAGGCCCUCAAAGCAUCUGAGGAGUUCUGUCAGCAGAUACAAACCCAGCUACAAGACAAAGACCGGGAGAUCAAGGACCUCACAUCUGUCAAGAACUACAGGAUAAAGGAGCUUAAGGAUGAGGUGAAACAGAUGGAGACCAAGCUGAAGCAGACAGAGGAUGACAACAUUAAGAAAUAUGAGAAUGUGGUCAAGGCUCUGAAGCAGUGUGAUGCUCAACUGGAGGCUCAGCAUCAGGCCCACACAGAACAGCUGCGAAAGGCUGAGAAACGCAUUGUCAGACUACAGAAGCAUAUGAAAGUUCUGGAUGCACAGGUACGCCACAUACAAGAGGACCAGGAGGAUGCCAUGAAAAAGAAAGAUGAGACAAUCCAGAGGCUUCGCACAGAGGUAGAAACAACUCAAAUUCACUGGGAGAAGUACAUCAAUCAUGUCUCCAGCAAUAUGGUUGUCAAGGAUACAGAGAUAGUCGCCCUGCAGGAGAGAGAAACCAAACUUAAGAAUGAGCUGGAGUGGAGCAGGGAGGAGAUGGAGAGGUACAAGCAGCAGCUGAGUGCUGGUUUGGCAAGAGAAAGGGUCUUAGAACAGAUGCAAAUCCAGAUGGAGUUGGAGUGGCAGAGACACUGUGAGGACAUGAAGGCCAAACACUCCCUUGCCAAUGAGCAGCUAAUACAAGACCUGACCCACGCCAGAGAUCAGGCAAAAGCAGAGCUGAGGGAGAGAGAACAAGAGCUGCAGGACUUGACUGUCUUACUAUGUACUAUUAAUACGAAGAGAGACCAGGCAAUACAGGGUCUCACACCAAAGGUAGACUCUCUGACAUCAGAAGAGAUCCGACGUCUGCAAGAGCAGAACAGCAUCCUGCGAACUGUGGUUACCCAGAUGAGGAAGAACAUGGAGGAUCUCAGCCAUCCCCUACCCCAUCUCCAGUCCCAGCCACAGGCAUCCUCUCUUCAACCAAUUCAGCAUCCAGGAGCCCUUGCUGCAACCUCAAUCACCCCAACAGCUAAUGGUGGUCUGUUUCUAGAGAAAUGUGCCAAAACCUCUGAUUUGACAAAGCUGGAGGUGACAGUGGCACAAACAGAGUCUGCUUCUGCCAACAUCAUGGAACAGAGUGCACUGGUGCAACAGCUCCAAGGGGAGAAUCAGCAUUUGCAGCAGCAACAGAUUUCAAAUCAGUUUGAAAGCAUCCAGGGCGAAAGAAGCAACCCUCUCAUCAUGCAUUUCAGGCUGAAGCAGGCAGUGUCCUGUAUCACCCGUCUGAGCAGAGAAAACCAGCAACUGAUAGAGAUGGGCAACCGCCUUCGUGGCCAGAUCACCACUGCUGGAAUACAGGAACCAGUGCAGCCAGAGAAGGAUUCCUCCACAGAAAAACAAAGACACCAACAUGACCAGCUGUCUGCUCUGGAACAGCUUCAGUACCAGCUCACCACACAGGAACUGCAGUAUGCUCUGAGGAGGAGGGAUUCCACUGUUGCUGAACAGCACCUCCCUAAAACCAACAACCAAGAUCCAACCACAAGAGGGCCUGCCAACCCUUGGUCCCAGGUUCACAAAACCACAAACAGAUCUGAGAUCUCCAAGAACAAAGAGAACACUCCUCCAUUCAGCCAGUCACAUUGCUCAGUGAACGUGGAGCCAGAGCCCCAUUCAGGUCUGUUCAGGUCUCAGUUGUCAUCAGAGGAAUCACUGCAAUCGUUAAAGGAGUUGUGGGACAUACUAGACCAUGUACUCAGUCCAUCUGUUCUCACAGAAGGUAAAAGUGAGCUAAGCAGGAGGGAAGUGACUGAGCCUGAUGGUGCUGGAGUCCAGAUGAUGGUGCAUGGAAUCAGUGCCCCUAUUCAUAGCCAGUCAUCAACUGAGAUCCAGCAGAGGCUGAACCCCUCUGAAAAACCAUCAGACACUACUAAGACGAGCAGACCUGGAGCCCAUGGCAAGAUCAGUAAGGUCAGAAACUACAAUGUUAAAGACUGACACAUACACAAGACAAUCUGUCAGUACACUAGUCAUCUCUUACUCAGACUGUGACACAAUUUUUACAAAAUCUUCUAUGGUUCUGGAGGAGCUGUGUCAUGGCUGAUGUCAUCAGGGUUAAUUCAGCCACAGACAGUCUGCAUUAUAAUCCAGAGUCAUGGAAUUUGAACAGGAGGAUCAAAUGAAAACAUGGUUAUAUUGAAUGUUUUUUUACUGAAGCUGAAUUAUAGCUCCCUCAAAAUAAUCAGGGUAGCAUGAGUACACACAAAAGUAAAAACACCUAUAAGUGAAAUGCACUCCAAAUUAAGGAAUGCUACUAAAUACACAAUUCUUAAUUACAUUUUAGAAUAAGCCUUAUGGUAAGAACAUACAUUUUUACUACUCUUUCCAACAUUAGAGUUCAAGUGUCUGAUCAGUUGAAGACCACAAUAAAAAUAAAGCCAUACGCUUUGUUGUGUAUAAUCCUAUUUUUCAAUGUAUGUAAUGUACAAAACCAUUCUGUAUGUUUUAUUGCCUUGUAAUAAACAUUUUUUUUCUUUC